AUGGCUGACGUACCGCCUCCUUCACUGUCCGAACUCAUGCGAAUGGUAGCUGAGCUACAACAAGCUAAUCAGCGAAUGGCUAACGAGAACCAAAUAAUGGCUGCUCAAAUUGCUGAACUAAAUCAUGCUCGGAUUGAACACAACGAUGCUCAUCGCCAACAGGCGGAGGACGAGGAACAUCAGUCCCAACCGACUCAUGUUUCAGAAACUGCUCGACACGAAGAGCAGCAGCCCGAAGACGAGAAAGAAGAGUCCGAGGACCCUGUAGGCCCCUUUACAAAAGAAGUAAUGAACUUCGAACUGCCGAAGAGGUUCACUCUGCCGUUGACUCUCACGCCUUAUGAUGGACUCGGAGACCCGAGGAAGUUCCUAAAGAAAUUCCGAUCAAUAAUGAUCGUCAAUGGUUCCAUUUCGCGUUUUCAUCAGUUGGCGAAGUUAUUUGAAGAACAUUUCGCCGGAUCUGCAAUAUACUUGCACGAUUCCGAUUACCUGAACACUAUCAAGCAAGGACCAAACGAAAGCUUAAAGGACUAUAUGACUCGCUUUACCAAGGUCGCAAUCAGCAUACCAGAUCUCCACCCCGAGGUCCAUCUCCACGCAAUUAAAAGCGGCCUCCGACCUGGGAAGUUCCAGGAGACGAUCGCAGUAGCAAAACCAAAGACCCUAGCAGAAUUUCGAGAGAAAGCAAAAGGACAAAUUGACAUCGAGGAGCUCAGACAAGCUCGGAAGUCUGACAAGUCACACUUCCGUGAAGAAGAUAAGAGCUCAACCAUUAAGAAAAGUUUUAAACUAACACCUCGAUUUGAUUCUUAUACGCAGUUUAACACUAAGAGGGAAGACAUAAUCAAGGAGAUCUUGAACUCCAAACUAAUUAAGCCUCCAAGAAAGGCCGGCACAUACCAGGAUACAAAGAACGUGGACAAGUCAAAGUACUGCGCUUUCCACCAGAAACACGGCCAAAAUACCGAUGAUUGUGUGGUCGCCAAAGAUCUCUUAGAACGACUAGCAAGACAAGGACACCUAGACAAAUACAUCGGUGGUCACAUCCAAAAACGCGGCCCCAGUUCCACAACAAACGACCUCUCUGAACAACACCGAGGAAAAGAGAAGGCAUCUUCAAGCCAAUAUGAAAGACCACGAGGUAUAAUCAAUUGUAUUUCAGGAGGAUAUGCAAGUGGGGGAUACUCAAACUCGGCAAGGAAAAGGUCGUUCAGAGCAAUAUGCUCGGUAGAAGGACCGAAACAAGAUGUAGCAAUCACUAACCCACAACCAGAAGUCACUUUCACACAGGCCGACUUUAACUCCAAUAUACAAAAUUUGGACGACCCUGUGGUAAUCACCCUCCAGAUAGGGGAUCUAUUAGUGAAAAAAGUACUCUUGGAUCCCGGGAGCAGUGCCGAUGUUCUGUUUUAUUCCACAUUUCAAAAGAUGAAGCUCAGCGACAACGUGCUACAGUCCACAGGAGGAGACUUGGUCGGCUUCUCGGGAGAACGAGUUCCAAUACUCGGAUCAGUGUGGUUAGUGAGCAACCUCUUUCAAAAACUAAUGAUAUUCAAUAUUUAG
Messenger RNA from Arachis ipaensis, 1563 nucleotides. The record is from RefSeq and is a predicted model, not a curated record. Lineage: Eukaryota; Viridiplantae; Streptophyta; Magnoliopsida; Fabales; Fabaceae.